AUGUAUGAGCCGCUAGCAAUUGUUGGAACAGCCUGUCGGCUGCCAGGUGGUGCGAGUUCGCCCUCGAAACUUUGGGAUCUCUUGAAGGCGCCGAGAGACGUUCUCCGAGAAUUUCCUCCAGAAAGGCUAAACACGACCGGUUUCUACAACGAUAAUGCCGACAUGCGCGGCCGCUCUCAUGUCCUUCACAAGUCCUAUUUGCUGGAAGAAGAUGUCCGUCAUUUCGACAAUGCCUUCUUCAACAUCAACCCAAAGGAGGCGGCCGAUAUGGAUCCCCAACAAAGGAUUCUUCUAGAAACCGUCUACGAAGCCUUUGAAGCAGCUGGAUGGUCACUCGGCGAUGUUGAUGGCUCUCAGACUUCAGUUCAUGUCGGCAUAAUGACGGAUGACUAUAAUUUGAUCCAGGGCCGAGACCCUGAUACGUUGGGUGGUCAUGCCGCUACCGGCAUAUCCCGUUCUAUUCUGGCAAAUCGGGUAUCCUACGUCUUCAAUCUGCAAGGGGCAUCUUUGGCACUGGAUACAGCAUGUUCCAGCUCACUCGUUGCCCUACACAUGGCAGUACAGGGCCUUCAGCGGGGAGAGGCCACUCAAGCAGUUGUAGCCGGUACCAACUUGCUUAUGGACUCGUCUUGGUACAUCAUGGGGUCCUCUAUGCAUAUGAUUUCUCCGGAGUCUCGAUGUCGUAUGUGGGAUAGGGAUGCCAGUGGCUAUGCUAGAGGUGAAGGCUGCGCUGCAGUGGUGGUGAAGACACUCUCCCAGGCGAUCCGCGAUAACGAUCAUAUCGAAUGCAUUAUCCGUGGGACCGGUGUCAAUUCAGACGGGCAAGGCAGCAGCAACGGUAUUACGAUACCCUCACCCGCGGCACAAACUGCCUUGAUCCAGCAGACAUACCGUGAUGCUGGGCUAGACCCCGUCACGGAUCGAUGCCAAUACUUUGAGUGUCACGGCACCGGUACCCAAGCUGGUGAUCCUGCAGAAGCUCAAGCAAUUCAAGACGCAUUUCGCGAAGAGAGCGACCCUCCCAUCAACAGCACGCUUUAUUGUGGGUCCAUCAAAACCGUUAUUGGUCAUCUAGAAGGCUGUGCAGGAUUGGCUGGGUUGAUUAAAGCCUCGCUGGCUAUCCAGAACAAGGCCAUUCCUCCCAACAUGCACUUCAACAACCUGAACCCAAAGAUUGAGCCAUAUUACGGAGGCUUGGAAGUGCCUACAACCCUCUUACCGUGGCCGGAGACAGGCGAUGGACCUCGAAGAGCCAGUGUUAACAGCUUUGGUUUUGGUGGCACCAAUGCUCAUGCUAUCCUCGAGAGCUAUGAGCCUUCCAUUACAGAAUUUUACCCAAGAUCAACUCCGUCGGAUGUGGGAACCGGCGGCAUCUAUGAAUUUGAUGGACGUCCCGUCGCACCACUGGUGAUCUCGGCUCGGAGCCAAUCAUCGUUGCUUGACUGGCUCAAGAAGCUACUCAGCUAUGUGCGAGUGAACAAAUUCGCGGACCUCGACGCUUUGAGCAAUACGCUAAAUUCAAAGAGAUCUGUGUUUCGUUAUCGAGUUGCGAUCCCGACCGUGGUUGAUCACGAGGAUCUUAUGGAAAAACUGGAAGAUCAAAUCAACAUAAUCAGCACUUCAAUGGACGGACCUCUCCAACAGUCGCCUGGAUCCAGCAGUAGGGAAGGGGCAUCCAUUUUGGGGGUAUUCACCGGCCAGGGAGCACAAGCCGCACGGAUGGGCUUCUCCUUGUUAGAAGGCUGCAAGAGCUUUAGGGAGUCCAUUCUGGAUUGUGAAGCGGCCCUGGCAUCGAUUCCAGAUCCGCCGACAUGGUCCUUGAUCAAAGAGUUGGCUGCAGACACCACAGAUUCACGCGUAGCAGAGGCUCAAUUCUCACAGCCCCUGUGCACGGCCAUUCAACUAGCACUUGUUGAUCUUCUACGCGCCUGUGGAGUCCGCUUCCACACUGUUGUUGGUCAUUCUUCUGGAGAGAUUGCUGCAGCGUACGUUGCUGGAGUCUUGAGUAAACGGGAUGCCAUGGGGAUCUCGUACUAUCGAGGGUGUGUGACGAACCUUGCACGAGGCGACAACGGUCAACCGGGAGCCAUGUUGGCUGCCUCUAUCUCUUUUGCAACAGCCGUUGGGUUUUGCUCUGAGCGACAAUUCAAUGGUCGGAUCACGGUCGCAGCGAGCAAUUCACCUUCCAGCGUGACUCUAUCCGGUGACAAGGACGCGAUUUCGGCGAUGAAGGAGUACCUUGCUGAAAAGCAAAUUCAAGCUCGAGCUCUUCAAGUCGACACAGCUUAUCACUCUCAUCAUAUGCGUGCUUGUGCUGGGCCCUAUUUGCGACGGCUCAAGGAGCUCGACGUGACUGUUCAAACACCGUCGGCUGAUCAAGAGUGUCGCUGGUAUUCCAGUGUCAGACAGAACACCGAUAUUCUUGACAGUGUAAUCGGAUCGGAGCUAGAGGGACAGUAUUGGGUUGACAACUUGACACAUCCAGUUCUCUUCUCCCAAGCCGUGAGCUCUGCUGUUGAGUUCAACACUACUGGAUUUACUGCCGCCAUCGAGGUUGGGCCACACGGCACUCUGAGAGGCCCAGUAAAUCAGACUUUGAAGCAAUCGGCUUCCUCUAGUCCCUCUAUGACCUAUACGGCUUGUUUAACCCGGGGCAGCGACGCUGUUACCACCUUCUUAGAGACUCUCACCACCAUCUGGACCCUUGCCCCAACCGCUGUGCAACUAUCUGGAUGGCGCUCAGCCCUUGGCAACAACGCCCCAAAGCCACCGAUUAAGGGUUUGCCUCCCUACGCAUGGGAACACAUCCAGGUUCACUGGCGAGAGUCCCGUGUUGCUGGUAACUAUCGUCUCGGUACACAGCCUCCGCAUGACAUCCUUGGUCGCCUCUGGAACGAUACCGGGUCCGAGCACACAUGGCGGAAUACAUUGCGGCUGAACGAAAUGCCCUGGCUCAGGGAGCAUGUCUUCCAGAACCAAGUCCUUUUUCCCGCGACCGGGUAUAUCAGUCUCGCUGUUGAUGCGGCUAAGGUGUUUGUCAAGAAUGAAUCCAUCAAGCUCGUCGAAGUGCGUAGCAUGACUGUCCCAAAAGCAUUGCCUGUCGGUGAGGGAGACGAGGUUGAAAUUCUAUUCACAAUCCGGAGCCGGGUCUCACCUGGAAGUUCUGGAGUCCAAACCCACUCAAAAUCGGCCAUGGAAGCUGAAUUCACCUGUCACAGCUAUCCUCCAAAUGAUCUAGAGGCGGAUAAGAAUUGCGAGGGCCUGCUACUCAUUCAUCUCGGUGAACCCGAGCCAACAGACCUGGCACCGACAUAUAUUUCCGACGUGGAAUUAACCCCAUGCAACGUGAAUCGAUUCUAUCACGCAGCGUCGGAGAUCGGCUUUCAGUAUGAAGGCGCGUUCCGCGCGUUGGAGUCGCUCAACAAAUGUUGGGGCCACGCAAAGGCAGUUGCGUCUUGGUCUCUGGAUGACCCCAGCAUGAAUAUCGCUAGUACCGUACAUCCAGCCAUUUUGGAUGUCGCUUUUCAGACUGGACUUUCAACCAUCCUCUCUACAGCAGAGAGAUCGAUGCAUAGUCCCUAUCUACCAGUUGGGGUCAAACGGGCUGUGAUCGACCCUAAUUGGGAUUUCAGGACCAAUGUUGCGAUCGAAGCUUAUAUGACCAGUCCCACGGUUGGUUUGGGACCGCUAAUCGAAACUGAUAUCAACAUCAAAAGCUCAACCGAUCAGACGGGUGUCUGUGAGAUUCAAUUAGAAGGGGUAACAUUCAAGGCCAUCUCGGAGCCGCAACCCUCGGAGGAUCGAAAUAUUCUGGCCAAGACUGUCUGGGGUCAUCAUGCAGCACAUGGUCUGGUGUCUGGAUCUGCAACGGACAAUAAGGACCAGCUAGGCUUACCAAGUUACAUGUCUGAGGAAUACGAACGUGUUGCCUUAUUUUACCUACAGCGUCUCAGUCAUUCGACCAGCGCGCAAGAAAUGGAAGCUUUGCCGCUGCAUCAUCAGAGACUUGUUCGGUCGAUUAACGCACUUGUGUUGUGGGCUCGCGAGACUUAUGACCGGUCUUUCCUACAACGCAAGUGGCUGAAUGAUAGCACCGAGACGAUCACAGAUAUUCUCAAGCGAGACCCUAAUGACAUUAACAUGUCGCUGCUGACGUCCAGUGCAGACAGGACAAUGUCUGUUCUAAAAGGGACGUUCAGAGGAGAUAGCAAAGAGAAUUUGUACACUUCUCUGUACGAACAGACAACCUGGGGAUCAACCUGCACCAACAAUAUCGCUCAGCUGAUGGCUCAGAUCAGCCACACAUUCCCCAGAACCAAUAUCCUCCAUAUGUGUGGUAGUUCUGUCAAAACCGUCUCAGAGAUAUUAGAUGUUAUUGACGAUGCGUACGGGUCGUAUACAUGUGCCAAUCCCUCGCAGAACAUUGUGGAUGGCUUGAGAGACGAGAUCGGUCUGACAUCUGCCAAAGAAAAGAGGCUCUCAUUCGAAGUGCUUGAUCCUGAUACCAAGGCGAGUCAAGAGUUUUAUGAUGUUGUCAUUGUAACGGACGUUUGCCGUGCGAGGAAAGACAUUCCACGGAGUGUCCAGAGUUUGCGAAGCCUCCUGCGCCCGGGGGGCUUUUUGAUCACAAUGGAGCUUACAGGCAUAUCACUUCGGCCAAUGGCUAUUCUGGGCGCUUUGGAAGACUGGUGGGCAAAUGGCGGACUCGAAGUGGAAGCGCCCGGGAUGAAGACAGGGGAAUGGGACGAUCUACUAUCUAACAACGGGUUCUCCGGCAUUGACUGCAUAUUCCACGACCAACCCGAUGUUAGUACGCAUGGCUACUCUGUGUUCUCCGCGCAAGCCAUGGACGAGCGGACCGAAGUCCUACGAAGUCCACUGACUUCGCUACACAUGAUCACACCAUCCCCCAUCAUAUUCAUCGGUGGUGAAACAAACCGCGUAUCAAAGCUUAUUCGUCAGGGCAAGAGCCUUCUGCGUGGCCUGGGGUCCGAGAUCCAAGCAUGGAGUCGUUUUGACCAAGUCGACUCCUCCUGUAUUCCUCCCGAGUCCUCAGUCAUAAAUCUCCAAGAUCUUGACAAGCCCCUGUUCUCUUCUCCUCCUUCCGUGAACGAAUUGAAGAACCUCAAGGACGUAUUAGCCAAUGCUCAAAAUGUUUUGUGGGUCACAUCCGGUCGCUUAGUGGAUGAUCCUUAUGCCAAUAUCAUGGUUGGCAUUGGGCGGUCGCUGAGGCAUGAACACAUCCAUCUCAAUCUUCAAUUUCUCGACUUUGAUCAAGGAGAGCCAUGGGAUAUUCAAACUGUCAUGACCCAGUUCCUCCGCCUGAUGUUCUCUAAUUCAUCACCAUAUAUUACGGACGGGAUACUUUGGGUGCAAGAGCCAGAAAUCGUGAUCAAAAAUUCGCACAUGGCAACGCCGCGAGUGCUCCUGGAUCCUGAGUCCAACGAGGUCUACAAUGCUGGUCGUCGUCAGGUUGUCAAGCCUCUUGGGCCGACGAAUGAAUUUGAAAUUGUUCACGACACAGUUGAAGUGUCAUCGAGGGUGGUGCCUGCCUCUAGUCGUUCGUUCGAGACUCUAGAGGAUAGUGUUGAAAUGGAUGUCGAGCUUUCAGUACCCCUACAUGUCAAUGACGAGACUCCUCGCUACCUGUCCCUUGGUCGGGCUAAAGAUGGUAGCCGCCAUGAGGUGGCAGGGUUAGCCUUGUCAUACAAAGAGUCUUCUGUUGUCACUAUCGACAGGCACUGCGACUUCAGCUCUCGUGUUCUUCGCGACUUUGACGCCCUGGCGCUCAUGAAAGUGUCAGCUCUUCUCCUUGCAUUCAAACUAGUCUCGAGUCUGCCGAGAUCUGGAACAACUCUGAUAUGUGAUGCACCUGACGGGCUCGCCAAAGCAAUCUCUGAGUUGGCCGCUGAGGAAGCUCGAAAGGUUGUGUUCGUCGCAAUCACCCACAGGCCCCAGAAGGGCAGUAGUCCAGCAUUUGUAUCCUUUCACUCUCAAAGUUCCAGUCGGACUAUGAGAAAGAGGUUGCCCAAUGAUGCGGUUGCUUUGUUUGACUUUUCAGGAACCAAGGCGGCUUCUAUCCUCCCGUGUUUGUCCUCGGGCUGCCAGCCACAAAGCUUUGAUUUGAGCUCGCUCUCGCAGGAAGAUGUCGAAGACACGUUGAACAUUUACGAUCGGUAUCAAGGUGUCCUCGAUCCAGUGUCGGCUCCUAGAGUCCUCACUCUGUCGGAACUGUCCCACAGGGGUUCUGGCAACUUUGAACGUCUCUCCGUUGUCACAGACUGGACUCGAGAAAGACCAACUAGCGCCAUUAUCCACCCCCUGAACCCACACAAUUUGAUAUCUCCGAAUAAAACAUACUUCCUUGUCGGUAUGGCGAGUGAGCUGGGUCAAUCACUCGCCUACUUCCUGGUUCGCAGUGGCGCACGCUAUAUUGUCUUAUCCAGCCGGAACCCGAAAGACAACCAGAACUGGCUCCGUGAUCUUCGAGCAGACGGGGUAGACAUUCGCGUUGUCAAAAUGGAUGUCACCGACCGUGUCCAAGUGCGCGAUACUGUCAGCCACCUCCGUCAAACCAUGCCCGAGAUUGGGGGCGUAACCAACGCAGCCCUAGUUCUCGAGCCGGCCGUCUUCGCCAAUCUCUCUGCUGCAAGUAUCGCCAAACAAAUGAUGCCCAAGAUCCACGGCACGGCGUAUCUCGAUGAGGUGUUCAAAAGCGAUCCGCUAGAUUUUUUCAUGUGUUUUGGCUCUUUGGGUACUGUGUUCGGAAAUCCAGGUCAUGCUAUCUACCACGCCGGCAAUGCUUUUAUGAUGAGCUUAGUUGCAAACCGCAAACGAAGAGGUCUGGUAGGCUCGAUUCUGAACUUCGGAAUGCUUGUCGACGUCGGGUAUGUGGCUAGGGCAGAUCGCUCUGCUGGGUCCAAUGUUGAGGAAUGGCUUCGCACCGAUGGGUUGAUCGCGUUAUCCGAGGCGGACUUUCACCAUGUCAUUCUCCAAGGGAUCGUCGCGGGACAACCGGAUUCACCUACUUGCGAGGUCAUCAUGGGUGUUGAGACGUAUUAUGACAAAGGACAAGUCCCGAAGCCAAGGUGGAUAAACACCCCGACACUCUCACAUAUGGUGCGCCCCGCUUCCGAGGCCAUGGAGGGUGAUGAACCCUCUUCUGGAAGCCCGCAAUCAGAGUUGGAGACUGCAAACACGGUUGAUGAGGCAGCCCCCUUGAUCAACGAGCUUCUAUCCCAGAAGAUUCAGUCCAUGAUCCACAUCUCUUUGGACUCAAUUCAUCCAGAUGAACCAUUCUCGCGUCUCGGAAUUGAUUCGAUCAACGCUAUCGAGAUCCGAAAGUGGCUGUGGGAGAGAUUUAGAGUCGAAAUCUCCAUGGUGAAACUUCUAGGUCGAGACCCUUCUGCUGCGAUCAUUCGGACUAUUGCCACGCAAUACUUGGAGAAGAGACCUGGAGCCCCACCCAAAAUUCCUAAUCAGCAUACCGCAGCUAGCGAGGAAAGACCACAGCCAGCGAACACUCAAGUGAAUGGCACGUCAGCAAAAAUAGCGACGGAGGCCACGACCAACGAUCUGGGCCGCGUGCCUGAAGAGAUUCGUAACAUUCGGAGUUCUGGUGACAGUAAGACAUCGCAGUCGUCAUCCAAGACUACCCCUGGCUCAUCACCAAUCUCCACUCCAACCCCGGAGCCUAGGCUAGAGAUUAUCCGAUCAGAGCGUCUGUCCAUUGCACAAGCUGGUCUGUUCUAUAUCGACAAGUUCUCCGAUACCAGAACAGCACUCAACCUCACGACAAGGUGGAGAAUCGAUGGCCCCUUGGAUGUUGAGCGGCUCAAUCGAGCUUUUCAGCAGACUGUGAAUCGCCAUGAGGCACUGCGUACUUGUUUCUUUGCAACCUCCAACAACUCGGAGAUUCAGCAGCACGUUACUAGCACCAGGGAAUUUUCGCUUACUCGGGUGCAAUCAAGCACGAAAACGGCCGAUGCUGAUGUGCAGGCAGCUUUCGACGGAUUCAAGCAGCAUGAGUAUGACCUCGAGGCUGGGGAGACACUUCAGGCUACCCUGGUACGACAUGACGCACAAUGGUAUACCUUGGUCAUAGGAUUCCACAACCUCAUUAUUGAUGUUGUUAGCAUCUCACUUAUCUUGAGUGACAUUGCUCACAUCUAUAAAUCUCAACCGUGGUCUCGGUAUCCUACGCCUACCUCAUACCUCGACUAUACCCAUCAGCAGAUAGAAGACGUGCAGGCGGGACGUUUUGAUGAGGAUAUUCUGUACUGGAUCAAACAUCUUGACCCAAUGCCAGAAGCUCUCCCAUUAUUGCCCGUCGCAAAGGUCCAAACCAGACAGAACAGUCGGGCAUACGGUCACCACUACAGCUCCAGGGAGCUGAGCAGCGACUUCGUGGAAACCAUUACCAGGAUCGGUCAAGCUCACGGUGUCGCUCCAAUGCAAUUCUACCUUGCUGCCAUGCAAGUCUUUCUCUCCCGCUUGUUGAACAUCAAUGACAUGGUCAUUGGGGUUUUACACACCGGUCGUGACGCCAUAAGCGAGUUUAGAGAAACGGUCGGCCAUCUAGCCUCAAUCUUGCCGAUUCCAUUCAAGGGGGUAUUGGAUAAGACUUUCCCCCAGCUCAUGACAAGCUCCCGCGAAAGCUUGCUGGAAAGCCUCAACCACGCAAAUAUUCCGUUUGCUCUCAUUGUGGAAAAGGUGCGACCUGGGGUGAGCGAAGGGAACAUGCCGCUUAUUCAGGUAGCUUAUAACUACACGGUCGAUGGCAGCCUCCCGAGCACUCUAGGAGACUGUACAAUUGCAGUGGAGGAAGCGGAUUUCACAACCGUGUACGACUUUGUCCUGGACGUGCGACGAUCAGCCUCAGGCGGUCAUGCUAUUGGCAUUACCUGCACCGAUGAUUUUUACCCUCAGUCAGCCACGCAGCUUAUCUUGGAUACAUUUGUUGGUGUUCUUGGCGGUCUGGUUCAAAAGCCCCUGACUGCUGUGAAGGACUGCGCACUGUUCAGUGAUGCUCAACUAGACCAAGCGAGAACUAUUGCGCGCACAUCUGCCAUCAAUCGCUCCUGGCCGGUCACAUUGCCUGAGAGAUUUGAGCAGGUCGCUGCUGAGUUUCCACAUUCGGUUGCAAUCAAGGAUGGGAUCGAGGCGAUCACAUACAGAGAACUGAGAGAAAAGGUUGAGCUUUAUGCCAGUAUUUUGCUGGAAGCGAAGGUCAAAGCUCAAACUCGAGUUGCAGUUUUCUGCAAACCCAGUAUUGACCUUUAUGCGACAAUGCUGGCCGUCUUCCGAAUCAGGGCUGUCUUUGUUCCUCUGGACAUAAGUGUUCCCGCCGCCCGACGAAAUGAGAUGAUGAAAGCAUGCAAGCCCUAUGGGUUGGUCUUUCACGCCGCUACUGCCAAAGAUGUGGCGGAAAACCAUCUGAAUCCAGGCAGCGAGAUCAAGCCUCUCAACAUAACUCAGUUAGCCCGUGUCCACCGACGGGGUACCAUUACGCUCCUCGAGCAAGCUCCUUCUGAUCCCGGGUCUGACAGCCAUAUUCUCUUCACAAGUGGCUCUACUGGCGUACCUAAAGGUAUCAAGCUUCAUCAGAGGGGCAUCAUGAAUCUCGCUGCUAUUUUGCGCGAACGAUGCGGCUUUCGACAGAUUAGGGUAUUGCAGCAAACAUCCAUUGGAUUCGAUGUAUCGUUUUCUCAAAUCUACAGCGCCUUCACCAAUGGAGGAACCCUUGUUGUCGCUCCAUUUGAGAGCCGAGGAGACCCAGACAUGCUUUCCAGGCUCAUUCUUGAUGAGAGGGUUGAGUUUACAAUGUGCACUCCGUCAGAAUACAACCUUCUUCUCACGUAUGCUCCAGAUCGUCUACGACAAUGCACUGAUUGGCGCUUUGCCGGAGCGGGCGGAGAGAUUCUCACUGGCCGAGUCAUUGAAGGUCUACGCGACUUAAAGUUACCCCAUCUGAUGCUGAGCAACUGGUACGGACCUACCGAAGUUACUGUUGCUACGAGCCAAGAUAUCCCCUUCUAUGAUGGUGUUAAUGACAGUCGUGGUCAAGGCAAUGACAAGAUGGGCUCCAACAUUGGACAUACCGUCCCGAACAACUCGAUUUACAUCACCAGUGCAGAUGAUGGAAGCUUGCUUCCUAUAGGCAUGCCAGGUGAGAUUAGCGUCGCCGGCAGCAUGGUAGCCAACGGUUAUCUUGACUCGAAGUUGAACGAGGGCGUGUUUGUCGACAACCCAUUCGCUACUCCCCAGGAUUCCAAGCACGGGUGUACAGCCAUGUAUAAGACCGGAGACAGGGGAUUUCUUCAUGAAGACGGAUCUAUCAUCUUCCUCGGGCGAACUCAACGCGGAAGUACGGUCAUUAAACUUCGUGGUUUGCGAAUCGACCUGAACGAGGUGACUGGUGCGAUUCUCGAGGCAGCACUCGACUACUUAGCAGACGUAGCUGUCACGGUCCGCGGCGACCCACAAUUCCUUGUGUGCCAUGUGGCUUUCAAGCCCGGAAAGCACCUGGAGCAUCAACAACUCAUGGAUCUUCUACAAACUCUUCCCCUACCCCGGUACAUGAUUCCAGCCACUAUUGUGGUGCUGGAUCGUCUACCACUGGUGCCAAACGGAAAGUUAGAUCUGGAGCUUCUGAGGAGCUUGCCUCUCCCAACGCCUGAGGUUUCAUCGGCGCAAACGCAAGCACAAGUCCCUGCCCUCAAUGGAGAAAAACUGACCCUAAUGGAAGAGAGGCUUCGCGCGCUUUGGAUCGACGUCAUUGGAGUAGUCGCAGAUACGGCCAAUAUUGAUGCACACUCCUCCUUCCUGGCUGUAGGAGGAAACUCUUUUCUUUUGGUUCACCUGCAGUAUACUAUCAACCGCGUGAUUGGGGUCAAGGUUCCUCUUUCCCAACUGGGACAGUCAACGGAUCUAAGGGGUAUGGCGGCAUUGAUUGAGAGGAAGCGCAGUGAGCGUCAAUUCAAUGUUUGA
Messenger RNA from Aspergillus affinis, 10989 nucleotides. RefSeq names its product polyketide synthase 3. The record is from RefSeq and is a predicted model, not a curated record. Bases 1 to 10989 code for a protein of 3662 amino acids. Gene Ontology annotation, molecular function: phosphopantetheine binding; fatty acid synthase activity. Lineage: Eukaryota; Fungi; Ascomycota; Eurotiomycetes; Eurotiales; Aspergillaceae. The transcript is spliced from 2 exons. Gene Ontology annotation, biological process: secondary metabolite biosynthetic process; fatty acid biosynthetic process.